CCCUAUGCCAUCGACGAAGACGGUGAAGUGAUCAUGAUACUCGAAAAUGCCAAUGCCCCUUUUGCAGUCUGGAGUGAGAACAAGAAAGACGUCGAAAUAUCGCAGGAAUCAGAGACCAAAAAAGAAAUAACAAAAUAUGAGUAUCGCAUCCAAGUCUCCGCAAAGCAUCUGAUGCUCGCAUCACCUGUGUUCAAGAAAACUCUGUCUGGGGGAUGGGAAGAGAGUAUCACCCUUGCCAAAAAAGGCCCAGUGGAGAUCAAAGUAGACAGUUGGGAUGUUGGGGCCUUUGUUAUUUUUUAUGAAGACUAUCCACUGUCGACUCAAUGCCAUACCGCGUAAACCGAAUCCGGAACUGCUCUCCAAAACCGCUGUUUCGGCAGAAUAUUACGGAUACCUUAAUAUAAUGAGCAUCUUCAGGGAUGUCUGGAUCAACCAACUGCGGAGCAACUUUCCUACAUCACACUGUCGAGAUGUGCUUUUGUGGAUGUGGAUCUCGUGGGCCUCCCGGGUUCAUGACCUGUUUCAAAAAGCAACCCUGACUGCAAUGGCACAAAGCAACGGAUGGAUUACGAGCCUGACACUGUCAAUCCAAGGUAAUUUUAUUGGUAUGGAUUCCAGGCGAGGCCUUUGGAUUUGUUAUAAAC
Aspergillus ruber CBS 135680 is the source of this 644-nucleotide messenger RNA. RefSeq lists its product as uncharacterized. NCBI's taxonomy places the organism in Eukaryota, Fungi, Ascomycota, Eurotiomycetes, Eurotiales, Aspergillaceae. The coding region runs from base 34 to 339 and encodes 101 amino acids. The transcript has a single exon. The record is from RefSeq and is a predicted model, not a curated record.